AAGCAUUGCCACGUAAUUGCAGACUCCUUUUUUUAGGGCGAUCAGUUUACCCCAGGGUCUUCAAAUGGUGCUUUAUUUCCCCCUCUCAGCCGCCCUGUGCGUGACACUCACUUCGGCCUGUUCCCUUCCCGUUACCAGAGGCUCGCUCCGCCUCGCAGGGUCCUGGGCGUUGAGCGAUAGAUUUUACUCAAAACGCGCGAAUGUGAGACCUCAUCGUUCCUUUUUACCCCAGCUCAUAGUCAUAACGCGGUCUGGACUCACAGGCGAGGAGAGGAUACACUUUUACCCCAGCUCAGUCAUACCGCGGUCUGGACUCACAGGCGAGGAGAGGAUACACUUUUACCCCAGCUCAGUCAUACCGCGGUCUGGACUCACAGGCGAGGAGAGGAUAAACUUUUACCCCAGCUCAGUCAUACCGCGGUCUGGACUCACAGGCGAGGAGAGGAUACACUUUUACCCCAGCUCAGUCAUACCGCGGUCUGGACUCACAGGCGAGGAGAGGAUACACUUUUACCCCAGCUCAGUCAUACCGCGGUCUGGACUCACAGGCUAGGAGAAACUUGCUAUAGCCUACUACUCUUUGUGUUUAAAAAUCCGGGGAAUAUCCAGGAAGAAGCCAAAUGUUGUCGUGUUGUAUAUGUUUCGGGGUUUUAUUUGACGAGGUGAGGGGCCUCUUAUCGAGUGGAAUCGAACAGAGGACCAUACAUCUGGCUUAAAGUGGAGGGCUUUGGAUCUGUAAAUUCAUACAAAACGAGCCCUGUCUUGAGUUGAAACCAGCGCUGUUAUGGGUUUGGAGUUAUUCUUGAUAUUUUUCUGUGCGUCGACUAUAAGUUAGCUAAGUAGGUUUGUUAUACGCUAAUCGGUGUUUUGACGUCUGUAUUGAGUCAGCGUCAUGACUUCUGGCUAUGCGCAUGUAAUGGACAGACAAGACUCACUGACGAGCCGCCUGGAGAGCCCGAUAUCAGCCAAACUGGAAACACUGCAGGCCAAGAAAAACUUCUCUGUCAGCCACCUGUUGGAUCUGGAGGAGGUGCGGGAGAUGGUAGGGGUUCAGGCCAAUGAGAGCGCCGGGGAUGCGGGAAGGAGCGUGGUGGAGUCCCCGGGGUUGACCAGCGGCAGCGAUGAGCAUGUGAGUUCUGAGGAGAAGAAGAGGAAGCAUCGUCGUAACAGAACAACCUUCAACAGCAGUCAGCUGCAGGCACUAGAGAGAGUGUUUGAGAGGACACACUACCCUGACGCCUUCGUACGGGAGGACCUGGCACGCAGGGUUAACCUCAUUGAGACACGGGUACAGGUGUGGUUUCAGAACAGGAGGGCUAAGUUCCGUCGUAACGAGCGUGCUAUGCUAGCCAGUAAAAAUUCCUCCAUGAUAAAGUCCUACUCUCGUGACCUCACGGCAGUGGAGCAGCCAAUCGCACCUCGACCCAACGACUACCUGUCCUGGGGCUCCUCUUCACCCUACAGUGCCAUGGCAGCGUACCCCCCCACCUGUUCUCCCACCACCUCAGCCCAGGGGAUGAACAUGGCUAACAGCAUCGCUAACCUCCGGCUCAAAGCCAAGGAGUACAGCCUCAACCAGGUGCCUACUGUCAACUGAUGAAGAGGAGGAAGAUGAAUGCUUCUCCUAAAGUCUAGAGAGUUCUACAGAGAAAUCACGUUUACCAAAAAGGACGACACAACAAGCAGUUCAAACUGCAGUCUUUGUUUUUAACGGCACGUCAAUUUCAAUGAAUGUAUUUAGUGUGUUUUUAUGUGCGUGAUCGUCUACAGAAAACUGGUCCUACACGCGAGAGACAUUUGAGAGCAUAUCCUGUCCAGCUAAGUAGCAUAUCCUGUCCAGCUAAGUAGCAUAUCCUGUCCAGCUAAGUAGCCACGAUGGCCAAUGAACCAGAGGGUAACUGACUGUAUUUAUCAUUGUUAUACAGUUUUAGUAUCAACUUCCUCUCCUCACUCUGGCACCAACAGGAUAUGUGCCACCUUUGCCUUAGAAUUUCAGAAUUUCAAACAUUUGGGGACUUCUGGGAGAAUUGUAUUGAUAUCUAUAUUUUUGGGCUGGUUUGAAAACUUUUGGAAAGUUUUUUUGUAUAAUUAUUUUGAGAACUCUGGACUUAUUAUGAAUUCUAACCCGAAACAAAGACACAAACAGUCAGACAAACUUUUCUAACCCUAACUCUUUUCCCAGCACUGGCCUGAGGAGCCAAGCCUUCUCUCCUGGGGUUAUAUUAGGAGCCAAGCCUUCUCUCCUGGGGUUAUAUUAGGAGCCUUCUCUCCUGGGGUUAUAUUAGGAGCCUUCUCUCCUGGGGUUAUAUGAGGAGCCAAGCCUUCUCUCCUGGGGUUAUAUUAGGAGCCAAGCCUUCUCUCCUGGGGUUAUAUUAGGAGCCAAGCCUUCUCUCCUGGGGUUAUAUUAGGAGCCAAGCCUUCUCUCCUGGGGUUAUAUUAGGAGCCUUCUCUCCUGGGGUUAUAUGAGGAGCCAAGCCUUCUCUCCUGGGGUUAUAUUAGGAGCCAAGCCUUCUCUCCUGGGGUUAUAUUAGGAGCCAA
Oncorhynchus nerka (sockeye salmon) is the source of this 2538-nucleotide messenger RNA. Its product is annotated as paired mesoderm homeobox protein 1-like. Gene Ontology annotation, cellular component: nucleus. The record is from RefSeq and is a predicted model, not a curated record. The transcript has 4 exons. NCBI's taxonomy places the organism in Eukaryota, Metazoa, Chordata, Actinopteri, Salmoniformes, Salmonidae. Gene Ontology annotation, biological process: regulation of transcription by RNA polymerase II. The coding region runs from base 893 to 1597 and encodes 234 amino acids. Gene Ontology annotation, molecular function: RNA polymerase II cis-regulatory region sequence-specific DNA binding; DNA-binding transcription factor activity, RNA polymerase II-specific.